AUGAAGACUCAGUCCGAUAACGAAAUGAGUUGCAAGGCUGGGGCGAGGGAGGACACCACUGGCGCGACCAAGCGCCCAGCCAACCCUCUCGCUGACUCUCGGGCGCAGCCAUGGAAGAAGUUUGUGGCCAUCCCAACCGAAACAAACGUGGUCACGUUUGGGAAAGAUGAGAGUAUCCGAAUGAUCGAGUCCCGUGUCGAUGGAAAGAACUUGGGAGGCUAG
This is a messenger RNA of Penicillium subrubescens, 222 nucleotides long. RefSeq lists its product as uncharacterized. NCBI's taxonomy places the organism in Eukaryota, Fungi, Ascomycota, Eurotiomycetes, Eurotiales, Aspergillaceae. The transcript is spliced from 2 exons. The coding region runs from base 1 to 222 and encodes 73 amino acids. The record is from RefSeq and is a predicted model, not a curated record.